This is a messenger RNA of Trichosurus vulpecula (common brushtail), 1582 nucleotides long. It is a transcript of the gene VDR, whose product is annotated as vitamin D receptor. The record is from RefSeq and is a predicted model, not a curated record. Gene Ontology annotation, biological process: negative regulation of transcription by RNA polymerase II; cell differentiation; multicellular organism development. The coding region runs from base 230 to 1495 and encodes 421 amino acids. Gene Ontology annotation, cellular component: nucleus. The transcript is spliced from 11 exons. Lineage: Eukaryota; Metazoa; Chordata; Mammalia; Diprotodontia; Phalangeridae. Gene Ontology annotation, molecular function: nuclear receptor activity; zinc ion binding; vitamin D response element binding.
AAUUAAGGAAGUGCCUCCAGAGCGGGAUUUGGUGGUGGAUCUUAGUACUCCAGAGUUGUCAUUGAAAUGGUCCAGCUUUCUCCUGCCUACCACCUCACCCCUGAGUGAUCUCUUCAGCCAGUGACCUCACCUGAAUCUUUUCUGCCCGAGACGUUCUGAAGAGAGUUCUUCUUCCUGUCGUCCCUCCUACGUCUACUUCUGCUACCCUGCUCUUCCAGGAACAGUGGGAAUGGCAGCUAGUACUUCCUUUCCUGAUCCCAGCUGCGGUGAUUUUGACCGAAAUGUACCUCGUAUCUGUGGGGUUUGUGGGGAUCGAGCUACUGGUUUCCACUUCAAUGCCAUGACUUGUGAAGGCUGCAAGGGCUUCUUCAGGAGGAGCAUGAAACGGAAGGCCCUAUUCACUUGUCCUUUCAAUGGUGACUGCCGCAUCACCAAGGACAAUCGGCGUCACUGCCAAGCCUGCCGACUGAAGCGCUGUGUGGAUAUCGGCAUGAUGAAAGAAUUCAUCCUGACAGAUGAAGAGGUCCAGCGGAAGCGGGAGAUGAUCUUGAAGAGGAAGGAGGAGGAGGCGCUGAAGGAUAGUCUGAGGCCCAAGCUUUCCGAAGAGCAGCAGCACAUCAUCACCACCCUAUUGGAUGCUCACCACAAGACCUAUGACCCUACUUAUUCAGACUUCAGCCAAUUCAGGCCUCCAGUACGAGGGGAUGAAGGUGGAAGCAUCCAUCCCUCGAAAUCAUCCUCAGAGCACACACCCAGUUUUUCAGGGGACUCCUUGACUUCAGAUCCCUACACAACUUCUUCAGACAAUAUGGAGCCCUUUUCCAACCUGGUGCUAAGUGAGGAUUCUGAGGAUCCCUCUGUGACCCUGGACCUGUCCCAGCUCUCCAUGCUACCCCACCUGGCUGAUCUGGUCAGUUACAGCAUCCAGAAGGUUAUUGGCUUUGCCAAGAUGAUUCCAGGAUUCCGAGACCUCACCUCUGAGGACCAGAUUGUGCUGCUCAAAUCAAGUGCCAUCGAAGUGAUCAUGCUCCGUUCUAACCAAUCCUUCACCAUGGAUGACAUGUCUUGGACCUGUGGUAGCCAAGAGUAUAAGUACCGUGUCAGUGAUGUCGCCAAAGCUGGGCACAGCCUGGAACUAAUUGAACCACUCAUCAAGUUCCAGAUUGGGUUGAAGAAGCUAAACUUGCAUGAAGAAGAACAUGUCUUACUCAUGGCCAUCUGCAUCGUGUCCCCAGACCGGCCUGGAGUGCAGGAUGCAGCACUCAUCGAAGCCAUUCAAGACCGGCUCUCCAACACCUUGCAGACCUACAUUCGCUGCCGCCAUCCUCCACCUGGCAGUCACCUACUCUAUGCUAAGAUGAUCCAGAAGCUGGCAGACCUGCGCAGUCUCAAUGAGGAACACUCAAAGCAGUACCGCUGCCUGUCCUUCCAACCAGAAAACAGCAUGAAGCUCACUCCGCUUGUGCUCGAGGUGUUUGGCAAUGAGAUCUCAUGACUGGGGCAACCAGGGCUACUACCUGGGUGGGAGGCACACUCCGAGGGGGUGGUGCAAAUGGGUACCCAGCUCCAGAGUCCCUUGGUU